Ambispora leptoticha is the source of this 408-nucleotide messenger RNA. Lineage: Eukaryota; Fungi; Glomeromycota; Glomeromycetes; Archaeosporales; Ambisporaceae. The record is from the annotation of a GenBank genome assembly.
AUGUCGAAAUUCCAAGCCUUCGUUUUAAUUACUGCUGCCUUUUUCUUAAUUCUUUUUUGGACUGCUUCAGCCCAAGUCCCAUGUCAUUCAUCUACUCCCGGAGGUCCAAUUAACGUUUUUACACCGGGCGCAGGAACUUAUUCUAAUACUUCAUAUCAAGCUGUUAACUGGAGUACUAACGGUCCACUUCGAAGCGAUCAAAAGGUCGAGAUUUGUAUUACCAAAAAAAGAGAUAGUCCAUGCGACAUUCUUUGUUACAGAGCCAUUAGCUCAUCAGUCCCAUUCGGAUAUGGCACUUCUCCUACUUUCGAAAUGGAUCUCGGACCAGGAGUGUUCUACAGCCUUGUGCAAAGUAAGGAUGAUCCAACAAUUUGGGGUGCUGGGCCGCCGUUCAGUGUUACGUCGUAA